Messenger RNA from Tarenaya hassleriana, 1751 nucleotides. RefSeq names its product aspartic proteinase-like protein 2. The record is from RefSeq and is a predicted model, not a curated record. Bases 157 to 1722 code for a protein of 521 amino acids. Gene Ontology annotation, biological process: proteolysis. Lineage: Eukaryota; Viridiplantae; Streptophyta; Magnoliopsida; Brassicales; Cleomaceae. The transcript has 11 exons. Gene Ontology annotation, molecular function: aspartic-type endopeptidase activity.
AUUUUAAGAUUUAAAAAGUUAUAAAUAAAACGACGUAAAAGCUUUCUUCUAUCACGAUAUAUCAGAAAGGAAGCUACAGGCGAAUAUUUUCACAGCUCUCUAAAGCUGCAGAACCAGAAACGGAGGUUGCUGAUAAGCCGAGAUAGAUUUCGGGGAAUGGCGGAGAGUUCUCCGGCGGGAUUUAUCUUCGCAGCGGUGCUGUUGCAUGCUACGGUAGUGAUUGGCGGUUUUCCGGCGGUUCUGAAGCUGGAGAGGUUGAUUCCGGCGAGUCAUGAGCUCGAUCUGAGUCAACUCAGAGCUCGUGACGCAGCUCGCCAUGGCAGGUUGCUGCAGAGUCCUGCAAGUGGAGUGGUUGAUUUUUCGGUCGACGGAGAUCCGCAACUCUUUGGACUCUACUACACAAAGGUUAAACUAGGGACACCCCCAAGAGAAUUCAGUGUGCAAAUUGACACGGGAAGUGAUGUUUUAUGGGUUAGCUGCAAUUCCUGUAACGGCUGCCCCAAGAACAGUGAACUUCAAAUUCAGCUAAGUUUCUUUGAUCCCGGGGCCUCAUCCUCAGCUUUAUUGGUUUCAUGUUCAGACAGGAGAUGUUCGUCGACUCUGCAAUCAGAAUCUGGCUGUUCUCCGAACAAUCUCUGUUCCUACACAUUUCAGUAUGGCGAUGGAAGCGGCACUUCUGGGUACUAUGUUGCAGAUUUCAUGUCCUUUAAUAUGGUUGUCACCAGUACGCUGAGUCUAAACUCAUCAGCUCCUGUUGUCUUCGGGUGUAGCAACUUGCAGACUGGGGGUUUGCAGAAGCCUGACAAAGCAGUGGAUGGUAUAUUUGGGUUAGGCAGGGGGCGCUUAUCAAUAGUUUCACAGCUUUCUUCACAGGGACUUGCACCCCAAGUAUUCUCCCACUGUCUGAAGGGUGAUAGAAGCGGUGGAGGUAUAAUGGUUCUAGGCCAGAUUGAGCGACCGGAUACCGUUUAUACUCCUCUUGUUCCAUCACAGCCUCAUUACAAUGUGGACCUGCAGACCAUUUCUGUGAAUGGUCAGGUAUUACCGAUUGAUCCAUCUGUUUUUGCGCUAGCCACCAGUGAAGGAACAAUAAUUGAUACAGGAACAACGCUUGCUUAUCUUCCUGAAGAAGCGUAUGAUCCGUUUCUGCAAGCUAUUACCAACUCUGUUUCACAAAAUGCUCGUUCUAUUAUCCACGAUAGUCACCAAUGUUACGAUAUCGGGUCCAGUGCUGUGGAUGUUUUCCCUCAAGUUACCUUGAAUUUCGCUGGUGGUGCACUCAUGGUCUUAAAACCUGGGGAUUACCUUCAGUACGUCUCCAAUGGAGUCAGUCCAGUAUGGUGCAUUGGUUUCCUCAAAAUGCCGGGACAUCGAAUAACAAUUCUAGGGGACCUGGUUCUUAAAGACAGAGUCGUUAUCUACGACCUUGUUCAUCAGCGAAUUGGAUGGGCAGACUACGACUGCUCGUUAGGCGUGAAUGUUUCAGCGGCAAGAGGAGGCCGAAGCAACGGAAUUAUGAACUCGAGGGAAUGGGGAGAGAACAGUUCCGAGACUUGUGGUGGACAACAAGUCCUAGCAACAACUCUGCUAGCUUUGCUUUUCCAUGUGAUAAUAAAACUGCUUAAGCCCGAUAAGCAUCUUCCUAUUGUCGUAGAUGGGAAUUCCUUUGCCAGUGGUAGCCCAUUUUGUUCUCCUGACAGAAGUGAAACAGCCAAGGUUUAAGCUCCAUGGCCUUCCAUCCAUCCAUCCAU